This is a messenger RNA of Austrofundulus limnaeus, 794 nucleotides long. RefSeq names its product heat shock protein 30. The transcript has 2 exons. The record is from RefSeq and is a predicted model, not a curated record. Bases 21 to 635 code for a protein of 204 amino acids. Lineage: Eukaryota; Metazoa; Chordata; Actinopteri; Cyprinodontiformes; Rivulidae. Gene Ontology annotation, cellular component: cytoplasm; nucleus. Gene Ontology annotation, biological process: response to heat; protein refolding.
GAAGACUAAACCCAAAGAAGAUGCUGAUGUCUCAUGCACUCAGAUCUGCUCUGAGGCCUAUCAUGGACCUCUCCUGGCCUGUUAGCAGGCUGUGGCCUGAAGUCAGACCUCUCUUCAAACAGCAGGACAUCCUGCAGAGAACCUUCCAGGAGCUGCGCAGCAGUCUGGAGCUGAUGGACAAACUCCAACAGCAGAUGCUGGAGGACUCAGGAGCUUUCAGGAGAGGUGUGGCCCUGCAGCCAKUCUCCUACCAGMUGARCAAAGSGRGAGAUCACUUCGGUCUGACCCUGGACACUCAAGGCUUUUCUCCAGAGGAGCUGUCAGUCAAGCAGGUGGGCAACAAGCUGAGAGUCAGUGGGAAGUCUGAGAAGAAGCAGGAGGACGAGAAAGGCUCCUACUCUUACAGCCUGCAGGAGUUCAGACAGGAGUUUGAUCUGCCUGAAGGGGUGAACCAUGAAGCCGUCAGCUGCUACCUUUCUCCUGAUGGAAAGCUCCACAUCCAGGCAGCUAAAGUCCCAAGUGUUGAAGCGGCUGAGAGAGAGCUGGCUAUCAAGAGGAGCUCUGAGGAGGAAACACAGCAGAAAGUGACGACACAGGAUGAAGAGCGCCCACCGGAGACCCCCAACAGAUCAUAGAACCAACUGAAAACAUGGACAGAUUUAUGGCUGUUGUGUUAAUUAAAAAUGUCUGAUAAUUGGUGAUUCCUCAGUCCUUUGUAUUACAAUUGAAGGAUGUACAUUUUUUUAUGUUUGUUGUUUUAAAAUUUUUCUGCAAUUAAAAAAAAAUCAUUUAAA